AUGAAGUUCAUGUCCACAGUCGGCAAGGCUCGCAGGGUCUACGAUUUGAACAACAUCCCCCUCGUGUCUGGCAGCUCAUACAUCAAAUGGCAUCUUGCCCACUCAAUGCACGCCGAGCACCGCGGCCGCACCUGCAAAUGCCCCAUUUCUAACCACAAAGUCGAUUACAGCUACAGCAAACUCAUCACCGGAGUCCGAAUCUCCAUGGAUAAGAACAACAACCUCACUGAAUGCCCCUUGGAGUUGGAGGUCCUGCAAGAAUUUGCUGUCGCUGAAAAGAUUACUCUCGGAUAUGUCAAGCUCAACCUGGCCGAGUAUGUGGAAGAGAGUGAAUCCAUCAGCCGCGAGGUUGGCUCACCGCCUCGAAAACGUAGCAGCACCGGCGUCACUCCAACCCCCGCCGACGGCGAAGCCUUGCCUGAAAGUCGCCUCGUUGAGGAGGGCGUUGUGAGGAGAUAUCUCAUGUCAGACAGCAAAAUCAACAGUACGCUCAAGAUUGGUAUCCUCAUGGUACAAGUGGAUGGAGAGCGCAGCUUUGUUGCACCACCACUGAAAACCGCCCCUGUGUUUGGCGGCAUAGCGGGAUUAGUCGCACCCGAGGUCGAAGAUGACACUUCACAAAUCCCCAACAUUUCCAAGCCAAGAGAUGCCGCCGAAGUCCAUGAUCUCUACCGCAGAACUCUUGUAGCUUCUUGGUCCCGGCAGCCUAACGAGCUACCGGCUGACGAGUGCAUCGAGGACAUUUUCUCCGGCGGCAACGGCUGGGGGACCAACAAGGAGUCGCACGAUAGUAACAACAGCGACGAAGGCGAAGCGGAGCCCGCCGGCGGCACCCUUCGACCCAGUGACUUCCGCCGAUACGCCAGCCACCAGAACAACGGCCAGGUACGAAGUCGCAGUCGCCACAGUCAUACUAAGAGUACGUCGAGUGACAGGAGCGUGUCCACGGUCACCGGAGGGGCCGGUGGCAGCAGAGGCCACAGGCGCGAAGGUCGGUUCAACAACGAGGACAGUAGGGAUGCCCGUGAUGACGACCUCGGCAGCAGCAUGGGUGGUAGCAUGGGCAGUCUUGCACCAACGCUGGGUGGCAGUAGUGACGGGGGAAGGGUUGACCCUGGUAUGGGGAGGGCCAAGGAGGUGGACGAGUUCGAGGUGAGGGAGGACCUGGUAGCUUGGAACUUGCCGGGCGGCGUGGAAGCUUGA
Molecule: messenger RNA, 1203 nt
Organism: Metarhizium album ARSEF 1941
Lineage: Eukaryota; Fungi; Ascomycota; Sordariomycetes; Hypocreales; Clavicipitaceae
Product: estrogen-responsive protein Fam102A/B
Exons: 3
Coding region: 1-1203 (400 amino acids)
Source: RefSeq, a predicted model, not a curated record